GCCGCCCGCGUCGCGCUCCCAGGGAAACCUCUGCACGCCCUCCCAGGGCUGUUCUUCGUCGCCUCCCGGUUGCCAGCCACCCUGGGUGCAUCCGGCUAGCUCGGCUUCACGCGACCCAGAUUCCUGCCCCGCCCCCGAUCCUCCCGCGCCCGCAGCCUGUGCGGCAGCCGCGGCUGCCUCUGUCCAGCCUGUGCGCCGGGGACAAACGGCGUUGUUCGCCGCCUCGCAGCGCGCAACCCAGACGCCUGGGAAAGGCGGGGAUGGAGACAGGGUUGCCGCGCGUCGGGACCUGCUGAACCUGCCGCCGCAGAAGUCCAGUUUACACUUACACUUUGGCAAAACCUAGUUUGGAGCAGUUAUUUGAGGACAAUUCUGUAUAGCAUUGGACAGUCAAACAGGCACAAUGAAGCACUUCCUGAGGAUUUCUUCAAGCAAGAACUAACUCUCAUUUGCACAUUCCUUGAAACUGUUCAGAAUAAGCCACUUUUUUCUUAUUGUUCCAAAAGAAGACAUCAGAGUCACAAACUUAAGAUGAUGGAGUAGGUGUUACACUACAGAAUGCUGAUCCAGGUGUGCCUGUAUUUUUACUGUAAGUUUUUGUGGCGCUGUCUGAAAUUUGUAAUGAGGAAACUGACCGGAAGAUGUGAGUUGCAACGGAUCUGUUACAGUACCAAGCCUGGAGCUCCUAGAACCAUGAAAAUCGAAACCUCACUGAGGGAUUCAAAAAGUAAGCUGUUGCAGACUUCAGUGAGUGUUCACCCUGAUGCUAUUGAAAAAACCAUAGACGACAUCAUGGAACUGAAAAAAAUCAACCCUGACAUCAAUCCACAGUUGGGCAUCUCUCUUCAGGCUUGCCUUCUACAAAUUGUUGGGUACAGAAACCUUAUUGCAGAUGUUGAAAAAUUACGCAGAGAACCCUAUGAUUCUGAGAACCCCCAACACGAAGAAAUGCUUUUGAAGUUAUGGACAUUUUUGAAGCCCAAUACUCCACUGGAAUCUCGGAUUUCUAAACAAUGGUGUGAAAUUGGUUUCCAAGGUGAUGAUCCUAAAACAGAUUUUCGAGGAAUGGGACUUCUGGGGCUGUACAAUUUGCAGUAUUUUGCAGAAAGGGAUGCUACAGCAGCCCAGCAGGUCCUCUCCGAUUCUCUUCAUCCAAAAUGCAGGGAUAUCACUAAAGAGGAAAUAAGCAAAUUCAGCAAAACAGAAUGGGAGAAGAAAAGGAUGGAUAAAGCAAUUGGGUACUCAUUUGCAAUUGUGGGCAUCAAUAUAACUGAUCUGGCAUAUAAUCUUCUAAUUAGUGGAGCUCUCAAGACCCAUUUCUACAACAUCGCCCCAGAAGCCCCAACAUUAUCCCACUUCCAACAAACGUUCUGCUAUUUGAUGCAUGAGUUUCAUAAGUUUUGGAUUGAAGAAGACCCCAUGGACAUCAUGGAAUUCAAUCGUGUGCGGGAGAAAUUCCGUAAGAGGAUUAUAAAACAGCUGCAGAACCCAGACAUGGCAUUGUGCCCACAUUUUGCUGCCUCAGAAGGUUUAAUCAACAUGUAGUUGCCCACGCUGGUUUUAAUGGAUGCCCUGGAACACUGCCUCAUUGUAGUGUUAGAUCUCUGCUUAGGUCCCAGCUCACACACUGAAUGCACACAGUGAUUGUAUGCAUGCCUUUUGACACAGUAUUUUCUUCUCUUGGUCAUAACUAUCAGAUCCCCAGAUCCCACUGUUUCUGGAGUGAAUGUUCAUAUUGUGGCAUUAUGCAGUGUUACAUUUUGCCUUUACACCCAGGUAUGGAGAGAGUUUUCUAUUUUUUUAGAUGUUUUUCCCCCU
This is a messenger RNA of Chrysochloris asiatica (Cape golden mole), 1818 nucleotides long. It is a transcript of the gene ELMOD1, whose product is annotated as ELMO/CED-12 domain containing 1. The record is from RefSeq and is a predicted model, not a curated record. The transcript is spliced from 14 exons. Gene Ontology annotation, molecular function: GTPase activator activity. NCBI's taxonomy places the organism in Eukaryota, Metazoa, Chordata, Mammalia, Afrosoricida, Chrysochloridae. The coding region runs from base 559 to 1545 and encodes 328 amino acids.